AUGACUACAAGUUCCAACAGGGUUCAUACGGAUUGUGGUUCCAACAGGGAGCAUGGGCGUCAUAACCCUCCCUGCGGACAAAGCUAUUCUCCGCACGGAACUAUCACGUCCCCUGGUGCGUCCCAGGACUCCAAGGCCGAAGAGAAUGGCUCGACACGACCCAAGAGAAAGACCAAGCCCAAUCGUGGUUUUGAUCCAGCUGCUCAAGUAGCCAAAGACGCUACGGCCUCCGAGCAGGCUCCACCAGCUCCAGAUGGACCUCGUCCUGAUGGUUCAGGGGGCACACUUCAGCUCAACCUGGCCAACAACACGGUUGACAGAAACCAGAUGACUACAAGUUCCAACAGGGUUCAUACGGAUUGUGGUUCCAACAGGGAGCAUGGGCGUCAUAACCCUCCCUGCGGAGAAAGCUAUUCUCCGCACGGAAUUGUCACGUCCCCUGGUGCGUCCCAGGACUCCAAGGCCGAAGAGAAUGGCUCGACACGACCCAAGAGAAAGACCAAGCCCAAUCGUGGUUUUGAUCCAGCUGCUCAAGUAGCCAGAGACGCUACGGCCUCCGAGCAGGCUCCACCAGCUCCAGGUUCGCUCAGCUAG
This is a messenger RNA of Triticum aestivum (bread wheat), 594 nucleotides long. RefSeq lists its product as uncharacterized. The transcript has 2 exons. Bases 1 to 594 code for a protein of 197 amino acids. Lineage: Eukaryota; Viridiplantae; Streptophyta; Magnoliopsida; Poales; Poaceae. The record is from RefSeq and is a predicted model, not a curated record.